Oryzias melastigma (Indian medaka) is the source of this 2429-nucleotide messenger RNA. RefSeq names its product piggyBac transposable element-derived protein 4. The record is from RefSeq and is a predicted model, not a curated record. Bases 32 to 1828 code for a protein of 598 amino acids. The transcript is spliced from 2 exons. Lineage: Eukaryota; Metazoa; Chordata; Actinopteri; Beloniformes; Adrianichthyidae.
AAAAAGGACGUUUAUUAUCGCAGCGGGAAAAAUGACGACGGAUCCAAACCGGAAGAGGAAAGCUCCUGUCGGAGAUCUGAAAGAAGAACUGGAAAUAGAUCAAGAUGAGACGUGGGGCGUGUUCUCAUUCCAGAUGCCAGUUACUUCUGACGAGGAGAUACCAGGAAAUGAGUAUGAAGAGGAUGAGGAGGAUGAGGAGGGUCAGGAAAGGAGUCCAGGCGGGCGUCAGUCCCGGUCCAGAAGCAGAAGUCCUAUCACCACUGCUGCUGUUGCUGCUGUAAACGCAUCCCAAACCCCAGACGCCUGGAAGACGGAGGAGGAUCUUGAUCUAGGGAGUCCUCCCCCUCUAAGAUUUCAUCCUAAGCGGACGCCGGGCGUCCAGCCCCCCCUCACCACAGGCAAGCAAUCACCUGGAGAUAUUUUCAGACAGUUUUUUGACGCAACGGUGCUGAAAGUAUUGUGUGAAAACACAAAUAACUUUGUACAAAAGAAAAAGGAGACAGGAAAGCCGUUUCCCUGGAAGGAUCUCACAUCUCCGGAGCUAACCAAAUAUCUGGGACUGUUGCUCUACAUGUCUGUUUGCAACUUCCCCAGAAUAACAGAUUACUGGAGGAAAAACGGCAUUUUUCACGUGUCCUACCCCGCCGCAGUGAUGCCAAGAGACAGGUUUUUGGCCAUCAGCGCCCAGCUGCACUUCAGCGACCCUGAUGUAGAUGCUGCCAAUGAGCAGAGAAUGGGAACAGAGGACCAUGACCCGCUGCAGAGGGUCCGAUGUCUCCUGGAGAUGAUCAGCAGUCGCUGUAAAGCCGCCUAUCAUCCCAGACAGCACAUCUCUGUGGGUGAGAGGAUGUUGGCAACCAAGGGGAGGCUCCAGAUAAAAGAACACGAAGACACCGACAAGCCGGCGAAGUCUGGACUGAAUUUCUUUGUGCUGGCAGAUGUAAAUGGUUACACCAUCGAUUACAUGCUCCACUCAGGAGAAAACCAGAGGUCGUCAGGAAAGGACCUGGCUUUUGACGUGGUGGCUGAACUGGUCAACAAGGAGUAUUUGGGGAGGGGCUACAUUGUGUACUGCGACAGCUUCUACACCAGCCCCGCCCUCUUUCGCCAUCUGAUCCAGCAGGGCUUUGGUGCUUGUGGGAUGUACAGACAGAGCAGAACUGGUGUCCCAACAACCAAACAAAACACUCUGAAUAAAAAGUCCAAGCGGGGCUCCAUCCGGUGGAUCAGGGAUGGUGACCUGCUGUACGUCAAGUGGAUGGACACCAGAGAGAUCUCCCUGUGCACCACAGUCCAUCCAGUGUACGGAGGGGAGAGCAUCCUGCGAUGGCAAAGAACAGAGGAUGGCUGCAGUCAGAGGGUCCCCCUCCCCAGGCCCACCGCAGUGACUGAGUUCAAUAAGUACAUGGGAGGGGUGGAUACCUCUGGACAGAUGUUAAGCACCAACUCGGUCCAGAGGAAAACCAGGAGAUGGGACGUGACGGUCUUCCAGCACCUGCUGGACAUAGCGGUCACCAACAGCUACAUCAUUCACAAGGAGCUCUGCCUGACGCUGGAGCAGAAGCCGCUGUCACGCCAGGAUUUCCAGGAGCAGCUGUGCGCAGAGCUGCUCGACGUCCCGCUCGCCCAGCCAGCGCAGACCACCGGUCAGGGCCAUUUUCCUUGCCCCACCAGCAGAGGGCGGGACAUUGAAACUGGCCAGAGAGCGAGCAAGGGGAGGAAGCAGUGUGUUUUCUGCAAAAGAAGCACCCCCUGGAUGUGUGAGAAAUGUGGGGUUGGGUUGUGCCUCCAGGUACACAGAAACUGCUUCAAAAUUUACCACACGUGAUAGAAAAAAAACUUCACUUUUAUUGCUUCUCUUUAUAAGAGGCCAUAACAUGAUUUCCUUCAGCAUUUCAGAGUAAAUUAUGUCCAUAUAUAAGAUCAUAUAGUACCUUCGGAACACUAAAAAGCAAAUUAUUUAUGAAAUAUUAGUCAUUUUUGUGGACUGUUUAAAUACCGAGUAAACGACUCGAUCUCUGAGGCUCCGCCUUUCGCUCCUUGUUUGUCCCGCCCAUUUCACAACGUCAUCCUUGAGCCUGCCCAUAGAACGUCAAUGAGCCUCCUCAGCGUGACCAAACUUUAUAAACAAAACCGCGUGACUAAAGAUCUCUUCAGUCAUUGGCCAGCAGCUAUGGGGGUGGGUCAAAACAGAAGAGAAAGAUGGAUGCGCUGCGGUCUGCAAAUGCUUGCCAGGAUUUACCCUUAUUCAAACUUUGUAUUUUGCUGACACAUUUUGGAUUGUGUUCAUUGUAGUCUGGGGGAGGAGCUGUCAGAGCAGAUUCUUCUUGGAGAAAAUACCGUUUUGGGGUUCUUUAUAGAGAGGAAUGAACAGUAAAAUGUAUUUAAAACCUCAAAUGUAGAAUUUUCAUGGUAGGGCCCCUUUAAGA